CAUUUCUAUAUGAAUAGGUUUUGUAUAAAGGUCAUGGCCAUAAAAACUAGACAUUUGUGUAGAGAUUUAUCAAAUACGACGAGUCUAAAGCUUUGUAAUGUACGAAAGGACGUUCUCUGGUGCUCUCGGACCAUACUUUUCUCAAGUAAAAGAAAUAGCGGCCGGCGGGAACGGUAGAAUUUUAUCAGGAGUUGACACACGUUUCGAUUUCCCUGUCUGUAUUAAACGAAUCUCAGUCGCGAAUAAAGAUGAAUGUCGAGCUGCUCUGAGGGAAAUUCGUAUCAGAAGACGUUUAAGACAUGAAAAUAUUGUUGGUCUUCUCAAUGCCAUCGUUUCCGACGGUACCGAGAUUUCAGAAAUCACACCGGCGAAUUUUAGGGAGACCAGUUGUAUAUUUCUUGUUCAGGAGCUGUUGGAUGCUGACUUGAGACAAGUCAUUGAAAGCAAUCCUCGAUUAUCUGACGACUAUGUGAAGCUGUUCUUUUAUCAGUUGUUGAGGGGAUUGAAGUAUAUUCAUAGUGCGAAUGUAUUACAUCGUGAUCUUAAACCAUCUAAUGUUAUGAUAAAUAUUAACUCUUUACAACUAAUGAUUGGGGACUUCGGUCAUUCGAUGGUGUUAGACCCCAAAUAUUCUCAUGGGAAUUCUGUAACAGUAUGUGAUACGAGUCUAUGGUACAAGGCGCCAGAACUUAUACUUGGCACAGAUCAAUACAGUACUGCAAGCGAUAUUUGGGCUGUGGGCUGCGUCUUAGCUGAAAUGCUGUUGAGUCGACCAUUGUUCGAAGGAGAAAGUGAUUUAGAACAAUUAGAACUUAUUAUUCACGCAAUUAGGGUGCCCCCAAAAGACCAAGCUUAUAUUCGCACCUUUUUGACAGACGAAGUGAACACAAUGUACUCUGGAGAGCCUAAAUUUCCACUGCAAUCGAAAUUUCAGAAAAUUGACUGCCAAGGUAUGUGACAAUUUUUUUGUAUGCAUAUUUUGAAUAUUGCCACCCAUCGAGGGCCAUUGUAAACCGCAAUACAAUACAUCGUUUAAUAUUUGAGGAAUAUAACAUGACACUGCUAUAUUUUUGGGGCAAGAUAGGAGCAUUUUAGAUAUACAUAAAAAUUCCGUGCCAUUUCGUGGUGCAAUCGAACACGUUGUCCGCUUGUUGACCUUCAAGCUCAAAGUGUCAAGUUUAACACAGUUUCGCUUGAAUAAUUAAUCCCUAAAGCGAAAUGUUCGUUUUCAAGCAUGAAAUGCCAUGUCUUCCAGUUUAUUAGCCUGUUUAUAACAAUAUUUUGAAAUGCCAGGUGAAUGUGGUGUCUGGCCAUAAGUCUGGGUACUGUAUAUAAAUAUAAGCCUCCGUUAUUGCGUAAGCAGGCGGUAAUAUUCUCAUAUUAAUAUUUGGCUAACCGCUUAGAUGUUGCUCGUAAAUAGGUGUUCUUAAAUGUUCUGCAAAAAUAAUGCAAGUGCUUAUCAACAAGGCUGUACCAUGUGAUAACAUCAUUGUUUUAAUUUGUGAAAGGCCGUGUUUACAAGCCUUUGGGUGAUAAUAUUAACUAUUUAUUAAUUUAAAUGCAAGGUUAACUUGAAACCUUAUCUAUGGUUUAUACCGGCACAGUAAGGCUUAUGUUCAGUGCAUAAAAGGUGCUUUAUAUGGUUUUAAAUGCAAAACAUUUAUGGCAAACAUUUGUCUAUGUUAUGACUAGGCAAUAUUUAAUGAAGUACAGAUAGAGGAUUUUUAAUUAGGUGUUAGCACGUAAACAUGUUUCUGGUAAAUAGCAGUCAUGGGAUCACCUCAUGACUUAUUGCAUUUCAAAUGCAUUUCCUUUAUGAUUGACAGUUGAUGUUUACCCUUAUAUUCCCGGUCAGUAAGGCAUCUUGACUAAGAGAAGUCCUACAAAUAACGAUAUAUGACAAAGGAUCUGCAUUGCAAUUUUAUUGCAGUUCAACCUCUAAUUAAUUAACAUGCUACAUACGUGCAUCACCAGGGGUUUAUUGGGGUGACAUUUGAUGUGUUGUAUGGAGGGCAAGAAAGUAUUUUGUUUGGGAAUGUCAAUCGGUGUCUGUUAACUAGAGAUUGAACUGCAUAUGUGGAAGGAUCUUUGAAUGCAGCACUACCGCUACUAACUACACGACGAAGGGCCUUUGCUCAAAACAUUGAGUUUCACUUGUAUUUUUUAGGCAGUUGAAUCCCUAUCCGUCUGCACUAUAAUCCUCUGUAUUGCUGCUGAGCUACCUCGACAUCCAGUUGCAAAAAAUUAGCUGUAUACUUAGGUUCAACUUUGGCAUUAUUAAUAAUUUGUGCUUCCGAUUGCUGACAUCUAGUGAUUUUGACAUUCCUGCCGUUAGAAACAAUUAGAAUGAUUUAUAAAAGAUGUAUUUCAUGCUGUGUUGCAGCUCAUUAAAGUUACCAGAAUAUCUGUUGCCAAGCAACAUCUCCACAUAACAGUUGUCUCCAGGUAGCAAUACAAUGCAGUAUCUUAGAGGAAUUUAUAUUUGAAGUUGAACACUAUAUUCUUCUAUCUGGCAUAAAUAUAUUGAGUUCCACGGGAAUACGUGAAAAAUGUAUGAACUUUUUGUCCAAACUACCUAACGUGAUUAAAAUCUCUUUGAUGUUUCGAACAAAGGUCCUUCAUCCCUCUUGUGCACUCUCAGAAUAGUCUUUAUCUGAAGUUGACAGGUUUCAAAGCCCUUCAGUGCUUCAACCCAUUCUAGUCUUGUUAGAUUAUAUUGAAAUAACUUUUUGUAUAAAAUGAAUGUGCAUUCAAAUUGUGAUUUUGAAAUGUUGCUUAGAAAGUGAGGCAAUGUAGGUCAGUGUUUAGACACCUGUUGUGAGGGGGCAGGAAAACUUUAAAGAAAUGAGAUGAAAAGCAGACACCUCAACCCACAUAAAUCUGAUAGGAAUAAAAUUAUGAUGAAGAUAAUAAAUAGAUGUUUUAAAGCAGAUGUUCAAUUUAAAAGGCUUAGGAUAUUGCCAAAUAAUUAUGUCUAGUCACUGGAGGUUAGAGCUUUUGAAAUAAAACAAAUAAAUCCGGUCACCUGCUAGAUUUUAUGAUUUUGUCUAGAUAAACACUCUCAUUUUACAGCAUAACUAUAUAUGUCCACACUUUUUAGUCCAGACCCCCACUCAAAAUGCUAGGUGCUUUGAAUUUUCCUGGUGAUUUUUUGUCUUGCAAAAUGCAUUUUCUUUUGGCCUGCUGUUAAAUCCAUACUAAACUGUUUCUAGCAAAUUUAGCUGGUUAUAUUAAUCAAUAUAUAAAACUUAUAAAACAACACAAUGAAAUUUCAUUUGUUCUUAUUGAAAUUUCAUUUCAAUCAAUAUAUAAAACUUAUAAAUAAACGUUCAUGGGGAAUGAACUUUUAUAAAACAAAUGUUUUCACUUUUUUCAGCAUUCCAUUUACUUGAACGCCUACUCUCCUUCAAUCCUGACGAUCGUGUUACAACAGAGGUAGCACUAAGUCAUCCAUUCCUGAACGAGUUUGCCUGUGUCGCUGACGAGCCUGUGUGCUUGAAACCCCUACACCUCGAACACGAAGUUGACGAUUUCUUAGAAUACACACUGAAGGACCUUAUUGUUGGGGAGUGUGUUGCUUUGGCUGAGGAGCAACCUCGUAUACACUUACAGAUGUCUAGCUGUUCCAGUCUGAAUGAUUUAAGCAAAGAUUGUCAUGUUAGUCCAUCUGAGAGUGCCUCACAGUCCAUGGAGGAGAGAAUUAGUUUGGAACUCAAGACAGUCAGUGAAGACUACCAUGAGGUUAUUAUUUUUAUUAUUAUUAAUUUUUAAUGGUUUUACAGUUCGUGACAUUCAGUGUCUGCAAGCUGAUCAAAUUUAUCAUUAUCAGACGUUAUUAGUUAUUAUUAUAAUUUAUUAUUAGUAUUUAUCAUUAUUUUUCUUGUUAUUAUGUAAAUUUUAAAUCUUGGAUCUUUUCUGGAAUGACCCAGUACAUUAUUUAUAUUCCAAACAUAUUUUUUUCAGGAGGGGUCGAAUGAAAAUGAAUGCAGCCGCUUCAAAGUUUUGGAAGUCCUUAAAGAAGAACAUGGUUCAUCCAGUGAUAGCAAUGGACUGGCAACUCAUGAGGAAGGCGUUAGCGAAGCACCUUUGGUAUCAGACCAUCCUAUGUAUAGCAGCUCAAAAUGGGAAAAAGAAAGGCAUAAAUUAGGACAUCGAAAGCACCAUCAUCAUCACAGACGAAAGAAGAAAUUCCAUUUGAAAAGUCCAAGUUCUGAGACUGAACCAUCCUUGGACUCUAAUAAUGGUGGACGUCUACACGAACAUUCGUUUGAUUCCAAUUGUCGUUUACCCGAAGUUCAUGUUUCCGGGGAGGACAUACCGGGGAAUCAUGUGUUCAACAAUUCUGUAGAAGGACAGUCUUUGUCGCCACAUGAAGUUCCUCCUUUGAAAAAUUCAACAGCCGUGCUAGCCCAGGAUGAUAGGGUUAAUGAUCUAAUAAUGAGAUCUCGUCAACUGAUAGCUGACCAGGUCAUAGUCAUAAAUGAAGUCCCUGCCAUUACUGAUAUAUGUUGCACCGUGACUAAUUCUGAUCUAACUGAUGUAUGUGGGUCAGUCCAAUCUCCUAUGACUGGCGUAUGUAGUUCUCUAUCCACUAAAGCUGGUGUAAAUUGCGUCUGUAGUACUGUAUCAUCCAAUUAUGGUCAUACUGAUGUCUGUAAAUAUGUAGCUCCGAACGAAUACCCUGUAGUACCUAUGGAAAUUGAGCAGGCAAAACCCAAAGUUGAGAAAAACAUUUCGUCCUCUGUUGGAGAUCUUAGUGUCUUGAGUCAUCAUAAAUCUACGGCGGAUCUCGGCGUUGCAGAGGUUAUACGGAGAUCGCAAGAACUUCUCGGGGAGGUUUGUAGAUCUAACACUGGCGAGGCGAAAACGUUAGUUGCACAUGAGAUUGAUCGUGUGCAGGAUUUGAUUACGAGAUCGGAACAAUUGCUGAAAUCUAAAGGAGUUGUACAGAGUAAAGAUACAACGGAACACAGCCCUGGUGUUCCAGUGGAGAAAAACGAGAGGGAUCAUAUUCAGGAUCUGAUUUCAAGAUCGGAGCAACUGCUCCAGUCUAAAAAAAUCAGGGAACUGACUAACAAUCAAUGUAAACACUCCGAGGAGAAAAUCUUAAUGAACGGAAUUUACUCUGUGAAGGAUUUCAUUCCAAAAUCUGAGCUUAAGGGUAAUGAAAUCACGGAACGUUUACAACCUGUGAAUGAACAAGGAAUUGCAAAACAUUGUGGACCAGAGUUUGCCACAGAGGACAAGGUUUGCAAUUGCCCGCUAACUUUUACGGACAAGUCCAUAGAUUUGACAACACAACCACCACCUGCUAACCACCUUCUAGCUAAAAAUUCCAUUAUCCACUCAAGUGUAAAAGAUAACUCUCCGUGGGUGAGCUCGCGUGACCACCCUCAUCUCAAAGAGUCGGGUAGGCGGAUGCAGGAAUUGUUGGAAGAAUCACGUACCUUAGUCAACAGCUUAAAAACGAAUGAGAUGCUUGAGGCUGAAUCUGCUUUGAUAUUUGAAGAAAAGUGUGGAAAAAUUGCAUGCGAGGAACAGUGUGAAGAGUUUAGUCUGAAGAAAACGAACAAAAAGGAAAAUUUUGACAAAGGCCUGGACGGGAUAGAUUUGAAUGAAAUGAAGUCAGUUCUGGAUCAGGCCAAAAAGUUAUUAGAAAAAUCUAACAAGUCGAGUGCAGACAAUGCGAAAGAGAGCUUAGAAAUGAAUAAAUCUGUGAAUGCUAUGGAUGUUGAUGAGAUCGUGGAAGGGAAUGAAAGCGGUGAGGGGAAUUUAACAAAAAUGGAAGUUGACCAAAAUAUAGAAAACACUACUAAAGAUGUCUUGAAAGAUUUCUCAUGUUUCCAGAAUCGAGUUGAUUUCGCCACUGCCAUAUUAGAGCCUGUAGCUACAAUUGAACAAGCUGCCAUGUUUGAAGUGAAGUUAGUCCCACCUCUUGAGAAACAAACAACGCGAUUGAACUGUUGUUUAGCACGAUCGGAAGACUCUGCGAUUUCUAGCGAUUUAGGGAAAUGCAUGGUCGAAAAGAACGAUCAAUUUCAUACAGGCAAUGAUUACAAACAAAUUCUUGUGAAGAAAAGAUCGAAUGAUACUUUAUCCGAAACAAAUGAUGAUAACACACCCAAACACUUUAAGAACAACAGUGUGACUUUGCCCGAUGUUAAUACAUCAACAACAGUUUGUGAUCCGGUAGUGGACACUCCUCACAACGGAAUGGACGCAGAGCGAAGCGAAAAACAUUGCUCUGAGUAUGAUAGCAAAAUACCUCUACUGAACGGGUUCAAUACAGAUUCGUUAGACUUGAAUGUUGAUAAAAGGUUAAUUGCGGAUUCGAACUGUAAAACUGACGUAGCUGUUUCGAAAAAUCAAUUCGAUAAGAACGGUUAUAAACCAGGAAAAUAUUCACCGAAAUAUGAGCCCAUUACUACCCGACACCAUAGAGAUGUUUACUCGAAUACAGUGAUAGGACACUUCAAUUCUAAUGAAGUUGUAGACCAAAUUUGCGGUAACACUUGUCGAAUGGAAAACAACACAAGAUUGAACUCGAAGGAUAGUGCGAGACUCCAGAGUUUUUACGCAACUCUAAAGAUCCAAUCUAUUAUGAGAAGUCGACGCUCUCAUCGAGAGAAACGUCACGACACAUAUCCAUUUUAGAUGACCAAGAUAGGACAAUAUAUUACUUAUAAUUUAUAUACUAGAACGUUCUUAAAAUUUGUCAAAAUAUUAGUGAGUUUCACGAAGCGCUAUCGUGCAGCAGAUGGUGGUCAACCUUCAGUUAUCAGAGUGAGAAAAUAAUGUUAGAUACACGUAAAAACGCCCAAGUUGUUACAGAUGAGUCGAUCUGCAAACAAGUUGUGACAAGGUUUGUUGUCAAGCCCCAAUAUCAGGACGUGUUCGCACUGCUUGUUCCCAGUUGUUGUGACAAGUCUGGAACAAGUGGUUAUCACCUUGUUACAAGGUUAUAAGUUAGAGUUAUAAACCGACUUUCGAGGUUUAUAACUAACUUAUUUCACAUUUGUGGAGGUUUUCUAACAUAUUUUGUCAUUUUCAAAAAUUUUUAGUGAAAAAUUCUCAAGUUUUGUCUACAAGUUUAAUCUAAUAAUUUAUUCAAGGUAUAUAAGCUAGUUAUAAACUUCGGACGAUCAAAGAAAACCGACACAAAUGUGAUAUAAUGACGGUAACAGACUUGCUACAAGUUGUUCCAACAAGUCUAAUACUGUAUUACAACUUGUUGCGAGUCUGUUGGCCUCACCAACCUUGUUACAAGAUGGCAACAACUUGUUCUAGACUUGUCAACAACUGGGAACAAGGUGUGGACAUUUCUGGAGUUGACUACCAUCUGCUGCUCUGUGUAACACUCACUGAAAGCCACCAUGUAAUAUUUUUGGAGGAGGUAAGGUUGAGGUUAGACGUAGAUGAUAUAGGAUAUAUACACAUAAUUUAUUCAAUCUAUAAAGCUUUAUUUGCAUUCUUAAUUUAAGGACAAUUUUAUGGAUAUUUUAUUAACGUGUGUUCUAACACGAAUUUUUAAAUUUAUUGUAUUAAUAAAUGGAGCUUUUUUGCUUGAUUUUGUCGUGUGUUGUUUUAUGGAAGGCAUCCGUUACAUAGGUAUUCCAUU
Paramuricea clavata is the source of this 7618-nucleotide messenger RNA. NCBI's taxonomy places the organism in Eukaryota, Metazoa, Cnidaria, Anthozoa, Malacalcyonacea, Plexauridae. The record is from the annotation of a GenBank genome assembly.